Messenger RNA from Pelagomonas calceolata, 848 nucleotides. The record is from the annotation of a GenBank genome assembly. NCBI's taxonomy places the organism in Eukaryota, Pelagophyceae, Pelagomonadales, Pelagomonadaceae.
GGAGGUUUAUCUCGUCGCGCGGCGAUGACGCGCUGCGCCUUCGCUAAAGCUUUUUGCGCCGAUCGCUCCCGCUUCAUGCGCUGCGCCGUCGCCGGGUUCAUGCCCGAGGACCUACCGAACAAUUCACGGGACGCGGCGUCCGUGAUCGACGCCGUCCGCGCCGUCGUGCGUACCAGACCGGCCGGCAGGCCCAGGGCCGCGGCGCGUUCCGCGGGCGGCAGGUUUAGUAAAUUCGUCGUCGGCGGUGGCGGUGGUGCACGGGGGCCCUGCACCGCCGCGCGGAACGCCUCGAGCUGGUCGCUGUCCGCGGCCGCGAGCUCGGCAUCGUUCUCCGCGGCGACGGCGCGGCGACGUUUUUUCUCCUUCUUCCGUUCCUUCUUCCGGCGCUUCCGUUUCUUUUCUUCCUUGCGCUCGCGCUUCCGCUUCUUCUCUUUCUUGCGCCGCCGCUUGCGCUUGCGGUCCUCGCUGCUGCUGCUCGAGCUGCUGCUCGAGCUCGACGACGAGCUCGACGACGACGACGCCAUUUGUGCGCACCGCUUUGCGUCUAGUGCUAGCUAGGGGCACUGCCGCACACUGUGGCGCACCGCUCGCGAUCGCUGCGCACCAAUGCGGCGCGCUACAGCUUGUGUGCACACUGCUCUUGCUGUGAUAGACCUCUGCGACGCGCAGCGCUGCGAAAAUUGAUAGAGGUGGCUUCUUGGAUCAGUUAUAGCUGCACCGCGAGCAUGAACGCGCCAGGCAUGCCAAAGCCUAGCGCUAUCCGGCCGCCCCGAGCGCAUUGCGCGGGUUUUGGUCGCGCUGGAUUGCAUUAAUCGGCCUGUAGCCGCCUAAGUGAGCAUCGUCGUUCU